Triticum urartu is the source of this 1350-nucleotide messenger RNA. NCBI's taxonomy places the organism in Eukaryota, Viridiplantae, Streptophyta, Magnoliopsida, Poales, Poaceae. The record is from RefSeq and is a predicted model, not a curated record.
AUGGGGGAGGGGAGUGAGAGGAAGGGGAGGCUGAGGCGGGCCUUGAGGAGCCGCUUCGCGAGGUCCCCGCGGCGGAGGGGGCGGCCGGCGGUGGAGGGGAAUGAGAGGAAGGGGAGGCCAAGGCAGACCUUGAGGAGCUGCUUCGCGAGGUCCCCGCGGCGGAGAGGGCGGCCGGCGGGGGAAGGGGAGGCCGAGGCGGACCUUGAGGAGCUGCUUCGUGAGCCGUUCGAGCGGUUCCUGGCCGACUGCCACGCCGACGUCAAUGCCGUGGUCUCCUACGGCUUCUACUACUGGUCCGUGGACGUCGCGGCUGCGUACGGCGUCCCACGUCCCAUGUUCCUUGGUAUGAGUAUGUUCGCCCUGUCCUGCUCCCAGUCCGCGUUGUCGCAGGAGCAUAGUCGCAACCCACACGACGACGACGAUCCCGAUGAUGUGGUGUCGCUGUCGGGUCUACUGCACCGCGUGGAGAUGAGGCGAAGCCAGAUGAUGAAGGAGCCGCACUUCCUGGCCUUCUUCAGGAGCAUCUACGUCACAGGACGGAGGAGCUACGGCGAGCUGUUCAACAGCUUCGAGGAGCUAGAGCAGGACAACGUCGAGCACUACCGCAUGACGCUCCGCCGCCGCGCGUGGCUCGUCAGGCCGGUCGCUAUUAGCAGCAAGGACGUGGUGUCAAGAGGUGCAGACGUGCUCUCCCCGGUGGAGGCCGGCUGCCUCCGCUGGGUCGACGCCAAGCCGGCCGGCUCGGUGGCGUACGUCGCAUUUGGCACCCAGACUAGCUUCUCGCCGGAGCAGCUACGGGAGCUCGCCCGCGGCCUCGACCUCUCAGGCAAGAACUUUGUGUGGGCCGUCUCCGGCGCCGACGCGGCAUCAUCAGACCUAUGGAUGCCGGAAGGCUUCCCGACAGCUUUGCGUGGGCACAUCAUCUGUGGCUGUGCGCCGCAGGUGCUCAUCCUAAACCACCCAGCCGUGGGCUGCUUUGUGACGCACUGUGGGUGGAACUCGAUACUGGAGGCCGUGAGCGCCGGCGUGCCGAUGGUGACUUGGCCACGAUACACUGACCAGUUCUACAACGAGAAGCUCGUCGUGGAGGUGCUUGAGCUGGGCGUCAGCGUGGGUGCCAAGGACUAUGUGUCAUCUACGGAGCCGGAGGCCCACCAGGUGAUCGGAGGCGGCGUAAUUGCCGAGUCUGUCAGGAGAUUGAUGGAGGUUCGGGGUGAGGCAAUACGGAAGAAGGCUCAAGAUCUCGGUGUGAAGGCAAGAAAUGCGGCGGAGAAGGGUGGAUCGUCAUACGGUGACAUUGGACGACUGGUGAACGAGCUCAUGGUCCGCCGGAGUGCACAACGUGAUUGA